Molecule: messenger RNA, 258 nt
Organism: Ascoidea rubescens DSM 1968
Lineage: Eukaryota; Fungi; Ascomycota; Saccharomycetes; Ascoideales; Ascoideaceae
Gene: MIC10
Product: Mic10p
Exons: 1
Coding region: 1-258 (85 amino acids)
Cellular component (GO): MICOS complex; mitochondrion; mitochondrial inner membrane
Source: RefSeq, a predicted model, not a curated record
AUGUCAGACAUCAAAAGUACUUCACCAGUAGCACCACCAUCCCAAACACUUUUAAAUGAUAAAUGGGAUGUAGUAUUAUCCAAUACAUUAGUUAAAACUGGAUUAGGAUUUGGAUGUGGUGUUUUAGGAUCUGUUUUAUUUUUCAAGAGAAGAGCCUUUCCAGUUUGGUUAGGAAUUGGUUUUGGUUUAGGUAGAGGUUAUUCUGAAGGUGAUGCUAUCUUUCGUUCUCCAGUUGGUUUGCGUCAUACUCAGGCUUAA